Messenger RNA from Mucor mucedo, 1428 nucleotides. Its product is annotated as AAAP amino acid permease. Gene Ontology annotation, molecular function: amino acid transmembrane transporter activity. The record is from RefSeq and is a predicted model, not a curated record. Gene Ontology annotation, biological process: amino acid transmembrane transport. The coding region runs from base 77 to 1402 and encodes 441 amino acids. NCBI's taxonomy places the organism in Eukaryota, Fungi, Mucoromycota, Mucoromycetes, Mucorales, Mucoraceae. The transcript is spliced from 8 exons. Gene Ontology annotation, cellular component: endoplasmic reticulum.
CCCUCCUCAUCAUUUAAAAAAAAAACAUGUCUCAUUCAAGUUUCAUACACGAUUAUUCGCAGGUGGAAGAAGGUCAAUGUCAAGCUCAGCCCACGACAGCGAUCAAGACUCCUUGCUGGAUGAAACAGACCUGGAGCUAAAACAGCAAUAUAAGCUACCUUCAGAAGGAGGAACCAUCUUCUCGAGCUUCCUCAACAUGGCAAACAGCAUUAUCGGAGCUGGAAUCAUUGGUUUACCGUUUGCAUUUAAAGAAGCUGGAUUCUGGACAGGGAUAGCGUUAUUAAUCGCUUUAACAGUGGUUGUAGAUUGGACUGUAAGGCUGUUAAUGCAUAAUGGAAAGUUGGCAGGAAGGUCUACAUAUCAGGAUUUAAUGGAGUUUGCUUUUGGAAGACCAGGCUUAGUAGCCAUCUCUAUAUUUCAAUUUGCCUUUGCAUUUGGCGGCAUGUGUGCAUACUGUGUCAUCAUUGGUGACACGAUUCCACACGUUAUUCGGUCUCUAUUUCCCAAAAUCAGCCAAGUACCUGUCAUUUGGAUAUUUGGUGAUCGUAGAAUGUGUAUUUCUUUCUUUACCUUGUUUGUCUCCUAUCCUCUAUCAUUAUACCGGGAUAUAUCCAAGUUGGCUAAAACUAGCGCUUUAGCAUUGGUGGCUAUUAUUGUCAUCAUUGUCAGUGUUGUCAUUGAAGGUCCCCAACAAUCACGAGAGAUAAGAGGAUCAGACGAUCUCAUGUUUAACGUGAUCAAUGAUGAAGUGUUUCAGGCCAUUGCGGUUAUUAGCUUUGCGUUUGUUUGUCAUCACAAUAGCUUCUUGAUUUUUGGUUCCUUAAAACAACCGUCCCUGAAUCGAUUUGCCACUGUCACACAUUGGAGCAUGGGGAUUGCUUUUUUUACCUGUUUUGCACUGGCUGUAUCUGGCUAUCUUGUAUUUACCGAUAAGACUGUUGGCAACAUUUUGAACAACUUUCCCUCUGACAAUAUUUUGAUUAAUGUAGCAAGGCUGGCGUUUGGCUUAAAUAUGUUUACAACUAUUCCCUUGGAGGCUUUUGUAUGUAGAGAGGUGAUUGAAACGUUUUAUUGGCCCGGAGCAAAAUUUGACAAGAUGCGACAUUUCUCCAUCACAACUAUAUUGGUUUUGAUUACACUCACAAUUUCUUUACUGACAUGCAAUUUGGGGAUUGUUCUGGAACUGACGGGAGGGUUUUCUGCCACUGUUCUGGCCUUUGUGCUCCCUCCCAUGUGUUUCUUAAAGCUGGCAACAGGAUCCAUCUGGGAGCGCGGUAAAAUACCUCAUUGGCUUUGUAUGAUUUUUGGCAUUAUUAUUAUGGUCUUGAGUACUUUUUAUAGUCUACAAAAAGUCUUUCUUUCUAGCUCGGAUACUGACCCGAGCACCGAAACCUGUAAUUAGAAAUAAAAAAUCAUUGUAUGAACACU